Messenger RNA from Odocoileus virginianus texanus, 2046 nucleotides. Its product is annotated as transmembrane protease serine 11B-like protein. Gene Ontology annotation, biological process: proteolysis. NCBI's taxonomy places the organism in Eukaryota, Metazoa, Chordata, Mammalia, Artiodactyla, Cervidae. Gene Ontology annotation, cellular component: extracellular region; plasma membrane. The record is from RefSeq and is a predicted model, not a curated record. Gene Ontology annotation, molecular function: serine-type endopeptidase activity.
ACCUGAGAACCACUGAUCAGGACAAAAGAAGUACCGAAGUUUCCUUUAUCGUUACUAACAUCAACAGCCAUUAUAUCAGUACAUUAUGUACAGACCAGUGACAGUUUCCCGGACAUCUUUGCCACUGUGGAUGAUUGUCCUCAUUGUGUUUGGAGUGGUGGCAAUCCUAGGAACCACUAUUGGUCUUCUAGUUCAUUUUCUGGCAGUAGAAAACAAGACCUACUAUUACCAAGGUAGCUUUAAAGUGCUGAAUAUCCCAAAUAAUAGAAAUUAUGGAAAGGAGACAUCACCAGAAAAUAACUAUCUUAGCAAAAUUCUUGAGACGAAGAUGUCUGAUGCAUUUCAGAGUUCUAGCAUUUACAGACAAUACAUCAAUUCUCAAGUCAUCACACUGGUUCCUGCUGACGACAGUGUGACAGCACAUAUAUGGCUGGUAUUCAAGUCGCCCAAAUCAGUGAAGGAAAACACAAGAAGAGCAAUUGAAAGCAUCUUACGUCAAAUGCUGAAGAACCACUCAGGAUCCUUGACUACAGAUCCUGAUUCGCUUACAUUUGAGGAAAUCAGUAAGGUAGAAGCUGAAAAGAUAAUCAACAACCGCUGUGGGAGACGACCAAGGAUGUCAGCUACCUAUGAUAGAAUCAAGGGUGGAUCCACUGCUCAGGAAGGAGAGUGGCCCUGGCAAGCAAGUCUCAAAAAGAACGGCAAGCACUACUGUGGGGCCUCUUUGAUCAGUGACAGAUAUCUGGUGACUGCAGCUCACUGCUUUAAAAAUUCACGAGAUCCAAGGAACUAUACUGUCACCUUUGGCACCAGAGUAAAUCUCCCGUAUAUGAAACACUAUGUUCAGCAAAUUUUUAUUCAUGAAAACUACAUCAAGGGUGAACUUCAUGAUGAUAUUGCAGUUAUAUUGCUUACUGAAAAAGUUUUAUAUAAGAACGAUGUCCAUUCAGUUUGUCUUCCUGAAACCACACAGAUUUUUCCACCAGGUGAAGGAGUUGUUGUCACAGGAUGGGGAGCACUCUCAUAUGAUGGUGCAUAUCCAGUAUUACUUCAGAAAGCACCUGUGAAGAUUAUUGAUACAAACACUUGCAAUGCUCGGGAAGGAUAUAAUGGGAUGGUACAAGACACAAUGCUAUGUGCUGGGUACAUAGAAGGAAAUAUUGAUGCAUGCCAGGGUGACUCUGGAGGACCAUUAGUUCAUCCCAACUCUCGAAAUAUUUGGUACCUUGUUGGAAUAGUGAGCUGGGGAGCAGAAUGUGGUACAAUCAAUAAACCAGGAGUCUAUACACGAGUGACUGCCUACCGAAACUGGAUUGCCUCAAAGACUGGUAUCUAAGAGGAGAGCAUCUUGUAGUCACUGUUUUAGGUCAUUUUUGCCUCUUACUUCUAAGCCUUAUUUAACAUGUAUUUUAAAUCGGUGUUUAUAAUAAUUAUUGUGAAAGAACUGUGGUCCUGAGGGAAUAUUUAUGAACUUUAAGCAGACUCAAUUCGACAGAACAAAAAAUCUCAUGUUUAGUUGAGAAAAGCCUAACUAAAGAAAAUGUUCCUAUCAAAAUGUACCAUUACUAUUUGUUUUCUAUUUCUCGUACCAACAUCACGGUUAUCUCUCCACACCAUAACACUCUUGGUUUUAGUCAUUCAGACUUUCUGGAAUUGAGAAAAUAUGUCCUUGUCCACCGCAGGUUAGCAAGCCUCACUCUAGGAAACUAAAACCAAUACCUUCUGAGAGUUGGUUGGAACACACUGUAUAUGCCUUCCUUUCUAUCUUCUGUGGAAGGGAUGUAGCUGUGAACUAAAUCUGGCCUGAAUUUAGGCAUGGCUUAGAGAGUCUCCUAUUUGUCAUGGGGUCUUGAUCAACUCUUGAAAUCAUUGUUUAAGAAUUUCACCAUAAGCAAAAUUAGGCAAAACAACACCUUUUUGACUUACAGAAACAAGGUACACUAAUUCUGCUGUGUUCAUAUAGGCUUCUGUGGAGAUUCUUCAUUUGUAACAUGUAAAAAAAGAGUAGAUAUGAACCAUGAAAGUAUAUUUUAAUUAAAACAAAUU